This is a messenger RNA of Psylliodes chrysocephalus, 4586 nucleotides long. The record is from the annotation of a GenBank genome assembly. NCBI's taxonomy places the organism in Eukaryota, Metazoa, Arthropoda, Insecta, Coleoptera, Chrysomelidae.
CCAAACGCCAAUCAAAGAAACGGAGAUAUCUGUUAAAUGAAAAGAAACAGAAUCUUUUGACAACAGUUUAUUUAUGAGCAGCCUGAUUGGUUUUAAUUUUUCUGUUUACAUUUUAGUUCGUGCUGGGUAUGUGUGUGAGGUGCGCGUGUGUAUCAAAGUUUUAAAACUUCUACGAAAGUAAUAUCAAAUAAACAUUUCAAGAAGUUUUGACUUAAAAUGGCUUUCAAUUGAAUUAAAACCAAAUUGUUUAAUACAUUUACUUAUUUGGAUCGACUUUUGGCAUGUCUGGAGUGACUUUGGCGGGUGGUGGAUCUACUACCACCUUGGGUUCUGGAAACCCUGGUGCAGUCGAACUCACGGAUGCUGCUGGAGGUAGAGCCCUCAAACUCCAAACGGACACUCCACACUUGGUUAGCAUAGGCGGCGACAGACUGAGUACUUCGGUAACUUUACACCCUAUUCCUCAAGGUCGGGUGACGGUGGGGAGCGGUCCCGGAGUUGACAUUCCCGUCCAGGGCACGGGGGUGCUUCCCCUACAUUGCCAUAUCGAAAACAGCGAAGGGAUUGUGACCAUCUACCCGCUAUCCGAGAAUCUCUCCAUCGACGGAGUGAGGGUGACUACCCCUACGCGAUUAUCUCAAGGUUGUAUGCUCACAAUUGGCAGGUCCAAUUACAUGAGAUUCAACCAUCCAGCCGAAGCGAAACUUAUGAAAUCGGUGUUACCGAAUCCCAGAAUCUCAAUGGCACCAAUCAACUUCGAACCGGACAGUUCCUUCAUGAGUAAGUUCAACAAGAAGCCUCCAGUAGCUCCUCGGAAAAGUCCAAGAGAAUCUCUUUCAGACAGCGGCAGCGACGAGCCUCCGUCUAGCGUGGUGACCAAAGUCUCAAAAUUCGAAUAUCUGGCAGCUCAAAAUUAUAAGAAAUCCAUAUCGCCGAAAGUUUUCCCGUCUAAUGUCGUUACCGUUAAUACUCCAGUUAAAGAUGUGAUAGGUAGAGCACCUCCCGAUCUAACCAGUUUCACCAAGAACUUACCUCAAAGCUCCCUAAAUUACGCCGAACUCAACUACAAUGAGAAACUCCAAGGAAAAAACACCAAUCAACCCACGUUCUCAAAAAAAAUCCAUCAAAGCCAGUAUGUCAACGUUACCGUUAACGAAACUAAAAAUAUCAAUAACAGGGUGAUAAUUUUCGAAAAUGGCUGCGUCCCGAAGAAUCCAAAUGUCAAUUAUGAAAAUGGCUGUAUACCGAAGAAUCCAAACGUCAAUUUCGAUCAUAACGAACUGAAUAAUAAGACCUCUAGUGCGAAUAAAAACAUUAACGUUAGCAGGGUGGUUACUCCUUCCCCUAAUUUUAAUAGGAAUCCCGCUUUUUAUAGAAGUGUUACUCCUAGUCCUGUAACGAGCAGUCCCAAAGUGAACCAUCGGAGAAGCGGUUCGCUUGGUGAACUAACUGACGGCAACUAUGACUGUUACGAAGAUUUAGAAAGAAGGAAAUAUGAUGCAGAGAUUAAAAGAAAUCAGGCACAACAAGACAGAAUAAAGGAACAGGAAAUAGAAAAAGCGGAACAACAGAGACUAGAAGAAAUUUUGAAUAUGUGUGCCGAAUACGAGAAGCAACAAUGCGAGAAAAAUAAACCUAUAACUCCAAACAGAAUUAAAACUAAUGGUUCUCUACCCAGAGACAAACGUGGCCAAUUCAGCCCUCCAUCUCCGAGCUACAGCUCCACCCCGCCACCGUCCCCUUUAGACAUCCUUCACAAUGAACUACUUAAACAAUCCAACCAACAUAACUACGAAAACGUCAACAUAACCUCUUCUCCACCAAACGGCGUACUUUACGAACAACACAUUGAUCUGAAAUCGCAGGAACCAGAAUUUCGAAACGUCGAAAGAAAGAGUCCCUACGAGAAUGUAUAUAUUCAACAUAACCCGCCAGGGCCGUAUCCUCCAUCGCCUAGGACGAGAAUCAAGACGUUUGUUACAUCAAAUAAAGAUAAUACCACAAAAGAAACUACAGAACUGAUAGAAAACAAAUUCGCCAUACUAGAAGCUGAACAAAUACUCUUGAGAGAAGCCGAACAAAUCCUAAAACAAAACUUACACAAUUCUAUGGAGUUUCCUCCUGACCACGACAUUUUCGACGUUACAGGGACCAAAGCAACACCUACGAAGUUCGUAUUUCCUGAUGAGAAUAACGUAGAAAUUGUAAAAAUACCAUCUCCUGAGCAAAAUUCGAAAAUCCAUAAUGAAUUUAAUUAUACAAAUAAUACAACCGUGAAUAAUGUGAGUUGUAACGGAACGGAUAGGAGCUACGAUGAACAGCACGAAGAAGAAAAAAUCGAUAAAAGUCGAUUGGAACAAUUGAAAAAAGAGAAAAAAGAAAUUUUGGCUGUUAUUUCGAGGAUUAAAAGGCAAAUGGCUGAGAUCGAGAUCCAGGAAGAAGAAUUGCAAAGAGAGACUGAAUUAGAAAGAGCCCUCAUCUCAGGCGAAUACAAAUCCAAACUUUUAGAUUUGGAGAAAAUUGAGACGCGUAAGCAAAAGCUCCAAAGGCGUUCCCAAAAAAUCGAAGACAAUAUGAGAGAUUGCCAAGCGAAACAGGAAGAAGACCAAAAGAAGUGCAAAGAAAAACUCAAAAUGGCUCAAGAACAUAUGUCCGAGGUGGACGCGAAAUUGUGUUCGACCACAAAACCUAGUCCAGAAUACGAAGAUGUAUUCGAGGAGUACCUCCAAGCACAAGAACAAUUGGACAACGAGAGGAAAGCUUUCGAGGAUCUGGAAUUUCAUCAUUUAGAAGAGGAAGCUGAUUGGUUGGCCAGCAGGGAGGAACUUCAGAGAGAAAUUUUAGACCUUUCCAAAAGAAUUGAACAUUUAACAUCCCAAGUACAGGAUUUAGAACAACAAAAGAUGGACACGUCAAAAACAAACUCACAAGAAUUCAAAACGAUAGAACGCCAAAAGAUGGAGUGCCUAAUGAGAUUAGAAGAAAUUCGAAACAGACUGAAAAGCAUAGACAAUGAACUAUUGAUAUAUUCAAACGAAGAAUCUGAACAAGAAGUCUCGAGCGAUACAGAUAGCGAUAAAUCGAAAGAACUGGAGAAACGACUGUCAAGCUUGUCGUUCGGCAAAGUGACAGACAUGAGUUGCUCAAUUAUUGUUAGUAAUACCAAAAUUCCCGAUAAUGAGAGUAUGUAUAAUAUGUCUCAAUCAUUUAAUGAGAAGAUGUUCCAAGAAAAAUCGAUUUUGGAAGUUGGAAUUGAAAGAAAAUUUCCUAGUCAAGACGAUAUAGACCGAAUAAGUCGAGUGACAUCAGAUGCCCCUAUCAUCAAUGAAGGACAAGAUUCGUUAGGAAGGAAAACCAUUGAAUCUCUGAAAGAAAUUGAACGGAAUAGACACAUACAUCUUUGUCAACAGGGGUCUCAAGUUAUAGAACAGGAAAGACAAAGAGUGAACGCUUUAAAACAACGGGUUCAAGAAGAAGUGAAAAGCAAGUGGGCCCAGCGAAUACAAGACUGCAAUUCAUUGAAUUCAUCUGGCUCAGAAGAAACACGUUUUAGUGAAGUAGACGAUGAACAAAAGAUUGAAACUAAGCCAACAACACCAGAAGAACAGGUGUUUAGAGAAUUGUCACGAGGAGAGUCAGAAAAUGCCGAAUCGCCAAGACCACUUUCAGAAACGAGCGAAAUGAGUUUGGAGGUUGGUACUCUCAAUAGGAAAAGAAAACCAAUAAGUGACAAACAACGACCUUUAACGAGGUACCUUCCAAUAAGAGGAUCUGAUUUGGACCUACGACAACAUAUUGAAUCUGCAGGUCAUCAAGUUGUGCUAUGUCCACAUGUCAUCAUAAACUCCAGUAUAUGCAGGGGUUACCUUCACAAAAAAGGCUCAAAAUUAAAUGGAUGGUCUAGAAGAUGGUUCGUGUUUGACAGGAAUAAGCAUACUUUUGCUUAUUACUUGGACAAAAGUGAGAAAAAAGCGCGGGGUGGAGCCUAUUUUCAGGCAAUUGAAGAAGUUUAUUUGGACCACUUAAAUAGCGUGAAGUCUCCCAAUCCCCAACUAACUUUUAUUGUAAAGACUCACGAACGCCUUUACUACUUAAUGGCACCAUCUCCUGAAGCGAUGCGAAUAUGGGUAGACGUCAUUUUCACAGGUGCUGAAGGGUACCGAGAAUUCGAAGCCGGUACUUGAUUUUUAUUUGGAAACAUUUAAGGUGCAAAUUUUAGAAAUGUUUCAUAUUUAUAUAUGUGCAUUUGUCAUUGAUGAAAAGAUCUUAUGUAAAAAUAUUUUUUAUAAUGAAGUGUCUAGUUUUUAUAUCAAUUUUGUAAAUAGAAUUGUUUAUGUAUUGUGAUAAGUUAGAUUUUCUCUAUACACAAAUCGAAUUGGAUUACACUUAUUUAUGGUGGUUACCGUAAUAACCGGAAUAUUUUUUAAUAAACCAUUUUUAAUCUAAUGUAAGUGCCUUUCACUAGAAACACUAUUACGUAUAAGAAAUUUUUAAUGUGUUUUAUACUAAGAAGACUGUAAACUCAAUCAUUAUUAUUAUUACUAUUGUGUUAACAAGUAUUAAAAAAUAUAUUAAUAUAUAAUUUU